CUCACUCGAAGCAGCCCACAUUACAUUUUACAUUGCCCACAAAACCUAAAUCUCAAACAAAUAAUAAUUACUCUCCUCUCUCCCCCCUUCUCCAGCAAUCAACUCCGUAAGCUCAACUUCCAAACACACAGCUUCUCUCUCUCUCAUAUAUAUAAAGAUGCAUAGCUGAUAAGAAAGAUUUGGAGAGAAAAGACAGUAAGAUUCAGAGCUUUCAAGAGAAAAGAAGAGUUUGGGUUGCGUUUCUUGGAAUGGGAAAAGGCUUCAGACUAGUAACCAGUCUUCUUCUUCUCUCCCUUCUCUUCUCAGGUACAAAGGCUAAUAGUGAACCAAUAGGAGAAGAAAAAGACAUAACCACACCAUUAGCCACAAACCCAACCACAACCGCAACAACCGUCGUCCCUAACUCCAACUCUGACGCUUCCGCAGUUGCCACAACGCCACUAACGAUUCCAUCAUCGCCACCACGCGUUGCAGCCCAGCCUGGCGAAAGCUGGUGCGUGGCGAGAGAAAACGCAGCAAAAAUGGCGUUACAAGCGGCUUUGGACUACACGUGUGGGAUCGGUGGAGCAGACUGCUCAGAGAUUCAAGAAGGAGGAAAGUGUUAUAACCCAAACUCGUUGAGAGCACAUGCCUCUUUUGCAUUUAACAGUUAUUACCAGAAGAAUCCAAUCCCUAGUAGUUGCAAUUUUGGUGGAACUGCUGUCACUAUCAGUGGUGACCCAAGUGUAGGAUCAUGCCACUUUCCGUCUACAAGCACGAGUGAAUCGAUACUGAACAUAACAAGUGAAGAUGGAUUAGGGCUUUUUGGGAGACCGUCACACCCAACUCCCAAGCCCGAAGCUUCAAGCUCCUCUUCCUCAACUUUCUCAUUUCUCUACUUCUACUAUCGUCUUAUUUGCUUUUGUUUUUACAUCCCUUUGUUAUUAUCACCUUAAUUUAGUUAUGUGAAAUCUAUAUAUCAAAAAAUAUUUAGGCUAAAGUCUAUGU
Messenger RNA from Eutrema salsugineum, 987 nucleotides. RefSeq names its product major pollen allergen Ole e 10. The record is from RefSeq and is a predicted model, not a curated record. The transcript is spliced from 4 exons. The coding region runs from base 249 to 935 and encodes 228 amino acids. Lineage: Eukaryota; Viridiplantae; Streptophyta; Magnoliopsida; Brassicales; Brassicaceae.